AUGAUGUGUAAUUACAAAGCUGAUUUAUAUCAUUUUAAUGAAUCCUUAAAAAUCAGACCUGGUGAUAAAGUCUCUUUAAGUGAACGUGAAAACACAUAUAAAAUGUUAAAUCAUUAUGAAGCAUCCAUCAACGAUUUUAAUAAUUCAAUUGAAAUAGAAUCAAUUAAUAAUGUUUUGCUAGAGGUUGAUAUAAUUGAUUAUUAUUCUCUUAGUUACUAUGAGCAAUCUUUAAUAGAUUUAAAUAAAGCUUUGGAAGUUUCUCCCGAUGAUAGAAUAACCUUGGCUCGUCGUGCAGAUGUACAUCGUAUAUUGGAAUGUUAUGAAGAGGCACUUGAAGAUCUCGAUGAUUUAUUGAAAAUUGAUUCAUAUGAUGUAUUUUGUUUUACGUAUUC
This is a messenger RNA of Cetraspora pellucida, 392 nucleotides long. Lineage: Eukaryota; Fungi; Glomeromycota; Glomeromycetes; Diversisporales; Gigasporaceae. The record is from the annotation of a GenBank genome assembly.